AUGGUCAUGGAGAUCGGCAAAUUAGUUGAGAUAGGCGAGAAGCUUGGAUUGCAAGGGCGUGAGCUUCAGGAAUGGAUAAACCAGGAGAGGACUAGAGAUCGCGAGGAGCGGGCUCUAGAACGAGAGCGCAUGAGGGAGGCCGAAGCCAAGGCUAUAGAAGCACACGAAAGAGAAAAGGAGGCGCACGAAAGAGAGAGAGAAAUUUUGGAAAUGAAGCUGCGGCUUUCCGAAAAAGGUUCCCCCCAAGUGAGUGGGUCGGACGAAGGACAGACGGUUCCGCCAUCGUCGCAGUUUCAGGGAAUUAGUCCCCAUAAGUUGAUGUCAGCGUAUGACGAAAAGAAAGAUGAUUUAGAUGCAUAUUUGAUGCGUUUUGAACGAAUAGCCGAUGGUCAGAUGUGGCCUAAGGAGCAAUGGGCAGCGGCAUUGAGUAUGUGCCUUAGCGGAGAAGCUUUGAGCGUGUUUGGGAGGUUACCAGCAAGCGAUUGCAACGACUACGUGAAGCUGAAAGAGGCCUUGCUGAGUAGAUUCCGUUUGACGGAAGACGGUUUUCGUGGCAAAUUCCAAACCGCACCACCCGUAGAUGGGGAAACGGCGGGUCAGUACCUCGCUAGGCUAGAUAACUACUGGGAAAGAUGGUUGCAGCUAGCAGGAACAAAGAAAGAAUAUGAAGAUGUCAAAGAACUGAUGAUCCGCGAAAGGUUUUUAGAACGAUGCGACCCGAAGCUUGCGUUGUUCAUCAAAGAGAGGAAGCCGAAGAGCCGAAAAGACCUGUCCGAAUUAGCGGACCAGUUCAUGAACGCGCAGGGGCGUACAAACCUAGGGAAGAAAAUUAGCGAAAGCGGAGUUCCGGAGAAGCAAGUUGCUCCCGUGUCGGGAAAAACCGGAGCCGAUGGGAAAAGCGCAAGCCCAGGUGUAGCACAGCGGCAGCGAUGCCUGAUCUGCAAUAGGCUCGGGCACAAGGCCUCUAAUUGUCGUACAAAUGUACCUAGAGGAGCCUCAGAUAUAAUUUGCUACAGAUGUGGACGUCGUGGGCACAAGAGCUCGGAGUGCAGGAGUACAAAUACUGCGAAGAAGGAUGGAACUGAAAAUUCGGUAUCCACAUGCGUUCAGGGAGGAUAUGUUGAACUCAAGAGCGGGGAGAAGGUGCCCGUGGUAAACGUUGCGUCCAAGGACAAACGUCCACCAGAGGAGAACAACUUGCCGGUUGUGGAAGGCAUUAUAUACGGCAAACGCGUCAAAAUUCUCCGAGAUACGGGGUGUAACACUGUCAUCGUUAACAAAGCACUCAUUACGCCCGAGCAGCUGACGGGAAAGACGAUGACUGUGUUCCUACUUGAUCGCAAGGUCAGAAUGUUACCUGUUGCCACCGUUCACAUUCAGUCACCGUACUACACGGGGGAGCUUGAGGCAGGAUGCAUGGAGGAUCCUUUAUUUGACGUUAUACUUAGGAAUGUGCCCGGAAUGCGACGCGUUGAGGAAGACGACCCACACUGGGAAACCGAACCUAACCAUGGAGAAGACACUGGUUCAAAGGAACAAGACGUUCCCGAACUAGAAGGGAAUACACCGAGCGUGGGAGGUGGCCAGCAAGAAACCCCUCCUAAGAUACUUGCGGUGACUACGCGACAACAGUCCAGAAAGCAGAGGGAAGAUUUCCGGCAGUUGAGAAGUCCACUCCUAAGCGAGGGCAUAGUGACCGAAGAUUUCGGUAAAGAGCAAAAGGACGACCCGACUUUGCAAAAGUUUUUUGCUUCCAUCGGAAAACAAUUCCAAAGCAAGAACCGGCGUCAGGGCAGCUACCUGUUUUUUGAGGAAAACGAUUUGCUUCAUCGGAAGUACAAAUCGUUUAGUGGGGAGACAACAAUUCAGCUAAUGGUACCUCAAAAAUUCAGGCUUACGGUCUUGGAGUUGGCACACAAUGGAAUAAUGGCCGGACAUCAAGGGGCAAAACGCACGGCCGAGAGAAUUAUGACAGAAUUUUACUGGCCAGGACUGCAGUCAGACGUGAAAAGGUUUGUCCGAACGUGCGACAUUUGCCAGAGAACCAGUGACAGGGGCAGGACGCGACCUUUGCCACUAGGGAAAAUGCCUAUCAUCGACACUCCAUUCAAAAGAGUGGCCAUUGAUAUCGUCGGACCGAUAAAACCACCGUCGGAAGGGGGCAAUCGCUACAUACUUACUCUCGUCGACUAUGCUACCAGAUUUCCGGAAGCCGUUGCUUUGCCAAGCAUCGAAACAGAAAGAGUAGCUGAAGCUCUACUGAACAUAUUUUCCCGGGUUGGAUUGCCAGAUGAAAUACUCAGCGACAGGGGGUCUAACUUCACUUCCGACCUGAUGAGGGAGAUCAGUCGGCUGCUAUCAGUUCGCCAGCUCACCACAACACCAUACCACCCGAUGGCCAACGGACUCGUAGAGAAGUUCAAUGGAACACUGAAGAAGAUGCUGAAGCGAAUGUGCCAUGAGCGCCCACGGGACUGGGAUCGCUAUUUGUCACCCCUUUUAUUUGCAUAUAGGGAGGUGCCACAGGCAAGCCUGGGAUUUUCCCCAUUUGAGCUUUUGUACGGCCGAAAGAUGAAGGGGCCGUUGGCAAUUUUGAAACAGCUGUGGGGCGGAGCACAGAUUGAUGAAGAGGUGAAGACGACGUAUCAGCGUGUAUUGGAUCUGCGUAACAAGCUGGAAGAGACUUGUCAAAUCGCCCACGAGGAGCUGGAGAACGCGUCGCAGCGAUACAAGAUGUAUUAUGACACGAGAAGCAGAGACCGACAGCUCCAGGUUGGAGACGAAGCCCUACUGUUACUUCCGACGGAGGGAAAUAAAUUAAUGAUGCAAUGGAAAGGACCCUUCAAAAUAAUUGAAAAGAAGGGAGAAGCUGACUAUGUUAUCGACCUCGGACACAAAAAGAAGCUGUUUCAUGCGAACAUUCUGAAGAAGUAUAUGAACAAAGAGAACCAGCGACACAAGUAA
This is a messenger RNA of Ornithodoros turicata, 2964 nucleotides long. RefSeq lists its product as uncharacterized. The transcript has a single exon. Gene Ontology annotation, biological process: DNA integration. Gene Ontology annotation, molecular function: nucleic acid binding; zinc ion binding. Lineage: Eukaryota; Metazoa; Arthropoda; Arachnida; Ixodida; Argasidae. The coding region runs from base 1 to 2964 and encodes 987 amino acids. The record is from RefSeq and is a predicted model, not a curated record.